UUCCUGGACACUUUUACACGGAAGAGGUGACAGCCUGGGAGAGUUCUCUGUGCAGUCCUCAGAAGGCCCAGCACAGGUCCUCCACAUGCUGGCCACGGUGGGCUCCCUGUUGGCCGCCCUCUGGGGUGCGCUCCACCUCCGCACUCUCCUGCUGGGCGCUGUUGUCUUCCUGUUCUUUGCAGAUUUCCUCAAAAGGAGGCGCCCAAAGAACUACCCUCCAGGACCCUGGCGCCUGCCUUUCCUGGGCAACUUCUUCCACCUGGACUUUGAAAAGUCCCAACUAGCGAUUAAGCGGGUGGGCAGGUGCUGUCAGCUGAGAGGAGAGGACCCAGUGUCACUGGGAGCUACUGACAGGAUUCCUCACAGAGCUCAUGUGAAGAAAUAUGGUAACAUUGUCAGUUUGGAGGUAGCUGACAUAACUGCAGUGCUUAUAACUGGACUGCCCUUAAUCAAAGAAGUCCUUACCCACACGGACCAGAACUUUAUGAACCGACCCUUGACCCCUAUUCGAAAACGUGUGUUUGGUAAAAAGGGACUGAUCAUGGCCAAUGGCCAAAUAUGGAAGGAACAAAGAAGGUUCGCCCUGACCACACUAAGGAACUUCGGUUUAGGCAAGAAGAGCCUAGAGGAACGCAUCCAGGAAGAAGCCCACCACCUUGCUGAGGUCAUAGCAGAGGAGAAAGGAGAGCCUUUCAACCCUCACUUCAAGAUCAACAAUGCUGUUUCCAAUAUAAUUUGCUCCAUCAUCUUUGGGGAGCGCUUUGACUACCAGGAUGCUGAGUUUCAGGAGCUGCUGAGGUUACUGGAUGAGGUUACACAUUUGGAAGCGUCUCCUAUGUGCCAAAUGUACAAUUUCUUUCCAUGGAUGAUGGAAUUCCUCCCUGGACCUCAUCAUACUCUCUUCAGAGACUGGGACGAACUGAAGUCAUUUGUUUCACGUGUGAUUGAAAAUCACAAGAGAGACUGGAAUCCUGAUGAGCCAAGGGACUUUAUUGAUGCUUACCUUAAGGAAAUGGCACAGCACCCAGACAAGACCAUUUCAAGUUUUGAUGAAGAAAACCUCAUAUUUAGCACCCUGGACCUCUUUUUCGGUGGGACUGAGACAACAUCCACAAUACUGCGUUGGGCUCUGCUAUACAUGGCCUUCUACCCGGAAGUCCAAGAAAAAGUACACACUGAGAUUGACAGAGUCGUUGGUCAAGGGCAGCAGCCGAGCUUGGCCAACAGAGAGUCCAUGCCCUAUACCAAUGCUGUCAUCCACGAGGCACUGAGAAUGGGCAAUAUCAUUCCUCUGAAUGCUCCCAGGGAAGUGAGUGUUGAUACAGCUCUGGGUGGAUACCACCUGCCAAAGGGGACCAUGGUCCUGACCAAUUUGACUGCACUGCACAGGGACCCCACAGAGUGGGCGACUCCAGACACAUUCAACCCAGAGCAUUUCCUGGAGAAUGGACAGUUUAAGAAGAGGGAAUCCUUUCUACCUUUCUCACUGGGGAAACGUGGAUGCCUCGGAGAACAGCUGGCUAGGUCUGAGCUGUUUAUUUUCUUCACUUCCCUUCUGCAAAAAUUUACCUUCAAACCCCCAAAGAAUGAAAAGCUGAGCCUGAAGAUUAGGGUGGGCAUGACACUUUCCCCAGAGAGCUACAACAUCUGUGCUGUCCCCAGGGCAUGAUGCUGGGGAAGGAAGUGAAAGGCAAGAAAGAAGAAAUGGCAGCUGUCUGAAGCCUCUGGUGCCCACACAGAUGUGAGGGGACAGAAUGGAGGUGGGGGAGGGAAGAAUUGGGCUAAGAGGAAAAUGGAUCCAAAAUGUGAGCUCUUCUCUUUCCUUCAGAACUGAUACAGUGCACCCAUGUGUGGACAAAAUUAUUUACCGUUUCAUCUUGAACAUGGGAUGGAACAGGAUUCCGUCUCUAAAUACAAGUCUUCGAAAGAGUUAAAGCAAAUAAAGGAGUAAUGGACUUUAAGUGAUUUGUAAGCAAUAAAGCACAAGAUAAAAUUAUAG
Messenger RNA from Fukomys damarensis (Damara mole-rat), 1999 nucleotides. RefSeq names its product cytochrome P450 2J2. Gene Ontology annotation, cellular component: cytoplasm; intracellular membrane-bounded organelle. Lineage: Eukaryota; Metazoa; Chordata; Mammalia; Rodentia; Bathyergidae. Gene Ontology annotation, molecular function: iron ion binding; oxidoreductase activity, acting on paired donors, with incorporation or reduction of molecular oxygen, reduced flavin or flavoprotein as one donor, and incorporation of one atom of oxygen; heme binding. Gene Ontology annotation, biological process: xenobiotic metabolic process. The record is from RefSeq and is a predicted model, not a curated record. The coding region runs from base 86 to 1669 and encodes 527 amino acids. The transcript has 10 exons.